Molecule: messenger RNA, 2436 nt
Organism: Brienomyrus brachyistius
Lineage: Eukaryota; Metazoa; Chordata; Actinopteri; Osteoglossiformes; Mormyridae
Gene: pip4k2ca
Product: phosphatidylinositol-5-phosphate 4-kinase, type II, gamma a
Exons: 10
Coding region: 133-1389 (418 amino acids)
Biological process (GO): phosphatidylinositol metabolic process
Molecular function (GO): phosphatidylinositol kinase activity
Source: RefSeq, a predicted model, not a curated record
GGCCUGUGGAAGGGGGCGGCGCGGCGCCCUCCGGAAGCUCCUCCACGGACGGACGGCGCUCCAGCAGAUCCUUUGAUUGUCCCGGAAGCGGACGGUGAAAGCUCCCGGUCCCGGUUUCUGUCCGGCUCCGCCAUGGCGUCCCACGGAAACCUGGGCGCCGUUUCGAGCCCUAUGGUUAUACUAGCUCCGAAGACCAAGACGAAGAAGAAGCAUUUCGUGCAGCAGAAGGUGAAGGUGCUGCGGGCCAGCAGCGACCCGGUGAUCGGCGUUUUCAUGUGGGGAGUGAACCACUCGAUCAGCGAGCUGAACCAGGUCCCUGUACCAGUCAUGCUGCUUCCGGAUGACUUCAAAGCCAACACCAAGAUCAAAGUUAACAACCACCUCUUCAACAAAGAGAACCUUCCAGGCCAUUUUAAGUUUAAGGAAUACUGCCCCCAGGUGUUCCGGAACCUCCGGGAGCGUUUCGGCAUCGAGGAUCUCGAUUACCAGGUGUCUGUGACCCGCAGCCCUCCCGUCCGGGGGGGUGACGGCCCCGGAGAGGGACUGCUGCUUACCUCCUACGACGGCACUCUGGUCAUCAAGCAGAUCUCCAGCGAGGAUGUGGAGGACAUGCACAACAUCCUGUCUGAGUACCACCAGCACAUAGUGAAAUGUCACGGCAGCACACUGCUGCCUCAGUUCCUGGGAAUGUACCGCGUGACUGUGGAGAGUGAGGAAACCUACUUCAUGGUCAUGAGGAACAUGUUUAGCCACAGACUGGUCGUCCACAGGAAGUACGACCUCAAGGGGUCCCUCGUCUCCCGUGAAGCCAGCGAGAAAGAGAAGGUGAAGGAGUUGCCCACCUACAAGGAUGUGGACUUCAGGAAUGACAUGCAGAAGGUGCAUGUGAGCGAGGAGCAGAAGGAGAAGUUCAUGGAGAAGCUGAAUAGAGAUGUGGAGUUCUUGGUUAAGCUGAAGAUCAUGGACUACAGCCUGCUGCUGGGCAUCCACGACGUGGGGAGGGCGGAGCGGGAGGAGGAGGAGCUAGAGGAGCCGUGCAUGGAGGAGGAGGCGGAGCCUGAGAACGGGCUGACUACUGUCCCCACGGCCGGCUCUUACGGCACAUCCCCCGAGGGCAUCGCCGGCUACCUAAAUUCCUGUAAGCCCCUCGGUCCAGGAGAGUUUGAUCCCUACAUCGACGUCUAUGCCUUGAAGAGUGUCCCCGGAGCCCCUCAGAGGGAGGUCUACUUCAUGGGCCUCAUCGACGUGCUGACGCAGUACAACGCCAAGAAAAAGGCAGCUCACGCGGCCAAGACCGUCAAACACGGCGCUGGUGCAGAGAUCUCCACCGUGCACCCCGAGCAGUACGCCAAGCGCUUCCGGGAAUUCAUCGCCAACAUCUUUGCGUGACGCGCCGAACCCUACGGCUGUGGGCCAGCUUCACACUAAAAGACUCUGCUGUUUAUUUUAUCCGUUCCAUUCUCUAUACGUAGUUUUUAUUCCCUGUCUUAUGUAUUUCUUCAAAGGACAAACAUCCAAAGAAUAGCUACCCCCACCUCAGCAGUCCCGUUUCUGUUGCCGUAAUCGUCUCCGAGGGCGUGAGGGACUGGCAUACAGACAGAGCUGCUUGUCUGACUCGAGCAUGUCUGUCACCCUGGUGAUGUGAAACACAGUGUCACAGCUGGGUGACAGAUAGAGGCGGGACUCACCGUAGCAGUAGGGACCAAUGGCUAGGUUUACCACUUCAUAAACACCCCCCUUAAGAAUGCAGAUGGCACUGGUGAGAACCCCCCCCCCCCCCAAUAAUUCAGCCCCAGGACAGCCCAAAGUGUGCUUUGUGAAAUUAGUUUUUAAGGCACUCAGAGUAUUUAAUAUUUUUUAAAAAGCCAAUACACUACAUUUACGCUUCUUAGCUGGUUAUGGCUAAUAUAUAUUUUUAAAGUUUUCUGGAUUGAGUCUAUUUUGCACAGUUUUCUGAAUGCGUGGCACGCUUUCUCUCCAACUGUCCAUUCCAAUAGGGUCUGAUUUCACGUACAGAUAAUAGUCAGUUUUGUCCGCUCUGGUAUUUGCCCUUAUCUCCCUUUGGGGGUAUUUUUCCUUUUUAGAGAGACUUACUUCCUACGCUAGAUUCCAGGAACAUAACAUGAGGGUUAUAGUGGUUGAUACCUGGCCCGUCGUUAGCCCUUGACGAGAGGACGAUCUGAAGGCACCGCAUUAAGGUCCCUCGAAGUUUUGGGAUUGAAAGGUAAGCAGAAAAGUGGGAAGUGUGUGCUUCCUCGCAGAGGAGCGCGAGCCGCCCUCAGGAAGUGGCUGCCCUCACAUCCUGUUCGGGACAAUGGCGGCGGUCGCAGCGGUGCCCCUCUCCGUGCAGUGCCAAAUUUUUGUCCUGUUCUCCAUGUCCCCAGUUUCUAAAAAAAAAAAAAACAAAAACACAAUAAAGUUGUGCAUCAAUGAUAA